Molecule: messenger RNA, 1071 nt
Organism: Colletotrichum fioriniae
Lineage: Eukaryota; Fungi; Ascomycota; Sordariomycetes; Glomerellales; Glomerellaceae
Source: RefSeq, a predicted model, not a curated record
AUGUCUAAUCGGAUUCUAUCCAGCACGCAGCAGGCGCGUCUUGCCCUCCUCAAGAAGAUUUACAAACCAGACGCCCACUUGCAGAAAGGAUCUAUCGAGUACGAAAGGCUGGCGCGCUCCGGACGGGUAUGGGAAGAUUACUUUAUGCCCGGCAACAGCCUCAAGAUGGGGCACGUCGAUGUGCAGCGGAAAAUGACGGGCCUGUUAAAUGAAAUCGAUCACCUCAGAGGGAGGCUGCCAGUAAAGGACCUGGGGAAAACCCUGAUUGCCGAGUACGCCCAGCAGUCCGUAAUGAUUGAAAACAACCCUCUUUCAAUGACAGACGCGAUCCGCAUUUUAGACCGCCUGCGAGGUGAUCUUGAACAAGCUGACCUUGCCUCCACGCCCAGCAGCGAGCUUGCCAGGCUUGUGACGACAUGGACUGCUCCAAGAGGCGCAGGCGUCACCGAGUCGGCCACAAAUGAGCUGCAGAACCACAUCAUCGCAUCGCAAUGGAUCGCAGAGAACGCGGCGGCCAAGGCUGAUACCGCGGGACUAUGCGAAGCCGAAGUACGAGACCUUGCUGUGGUGUCCGUCGUUAACACGGACUCCGAGUCAGCCUAUGACACCUGGAGAACAGUCUCAAAAAAGGCUGGCGGCGACUUGAUAUGGGGAUCGAGAGUCCCGCUGGGAGAGUACCGUAAUCUGCCCAUCAGCGUUCGCAGUAAUCGUCUUCGGAUCUUUCCGUACCCGCGAGAGGUCCCGGCCUGCAUGGAGAGGUUCUUCCAAUGGCGAGACCUGCAGCAUCGAGAGAAGGCGCUGCACCCGCUGUUUCUGGCUUGUCAGAUGACGGCUUACUUUGUUCUCGUUCAUCCGUUUCCCGAUGGCAAUUGGCGUACCAGUCGCAUGGUCAAGCAGGAUUACCUGGCGCGUCAGGGCUACGUUCCCUUCGUCAUCCGGGACUUGAAGCGGGAAGACUACCUGCGGAUGAUCGACGGCGCCGGCGAAGGCAAACCGGAAGAAUUCGUAACAGCGGUGCUUGAGGCUCAACUGGCCGUGCUGCACCAGGCUUCCACACGCCUCAAGAUGUAG